GGAGGAGGGAAAAUAAAAAAGGCUGAAAAGGGUUCAGAGAGGGAGAGAAGAGGAGAAGCAGCAAGUGCUUCAGAGAAAACAGAGAUAUAUUAUUAAAAAAAACUUCUCAAAGAAAAACUCAUUCCUAUUCUCUCUUUCUCUCUUGUACCUAGACCUUGGUUUCGUGAAAUUACUUCAGAUCUAGAGCCUUGAAAGAGGAUCAACGAGGGGUUGGAUCAAGUGGUAAGCGACUUGUUUCAGCUUAAAUAAGGUCUCGAGUUCGAGUUCGAGACCUUGUGUACGCAGCAGCCCUCGCUGGAAGAUUCACCUAUUAUUUCUAGGUGCGCGACGCGGGUCAGGUGCGGAUUAAUCGAGACGAAGCCUCGAAUACCGGACGGAAAACAAAAAAAAAAAAGAGCCUUGAAAGAGGAGAGACGUUGGGGUAGUGUUUUAUUUUUAGGAAACCAUGUAUUAAGGAAGAGGAAUUGCAGUAAAAACAUGGGAAAGAAAAAAUAGGUGGGGACUACUCUCUUCCCCAUACCACAGGCUGUACAUCUUCCUCCCUCCCUUAAUGAAGUAAUCUAAAUAAAGGGAAUGAUGCAUCUCCUCUCACAUUCGUCUCCUUUCCCUCCAAAUUCCCGAAUCCAAGAUCACCGUAAGUCUGCAGUUCAGACUCUCCAUUAUCCCUCUUUCGCUGCCGACCAGCACUGCAAAAGCAUCAUCCUCCGCCGACAACUGUGCAUCAACUACAUAGAGGGAGCCUCGUGGCCGUGCGCCAUCAAAGCGUGACUGUCCCAGAUUUGGUUUUCCUCUCCCUUGUGGGAAAAACGGAAGCCACAGAUCUGGGUUUUCCUCUCCUUUGCCCAGUUACUCCUUCGUCCCUCCUCCUCUCAAAAGGUUUCGUUCUUUCUCUCUCUCUUUUUUCGAGUGCAAUAUUAUGUCUUUUUCUGAAUUUGCUUCUGAUUCAUCUGUUUAUUCAAUGUCAUUGUCAGCAUUCCAUAUGAUUUUGAAUUUCUGGUAUACAUUAUGUUUAUGCUUCAAUUGUUACCGACUUCAAAAGGGGGAAAAUUAGAUGUAUUUUUAUAAAGACGAUGCAUUUGAUAAAGAAAUUGCUUACAUGAUU
Molecule: messenger RNA, 1102 nt
Organism: Rubroshorea leprosula
Lineage: Eukaryota; Viridiplantae; Streptophyta; Magnoliopsida; Malvales; Dipterocarpaceae
Source: the annotation of a GenBank genome assembly